Messenger RNA from Dendrobium catenatum, 1605 nucleotides. Its product is annotated as probable glycosyltransferase 2. The record is from RefSeq and is a predicted model, not a curated record. Gene Ontology annotation, biological process: xyloglucan biosynthetic process. The transcript has a single exon. Gene Ontology annotation, molecular function: hexosyltransferase activity. NCBI's taxonomy places the organism in Eukaryota, Viridiplantae, Streptophyta, Magnoliopsida, Asparagales, Orchidaceae. Gene Ontology annotation, cellular component: trans-Golgi network; endosome; membrane. The coding region runs from base 95 to 1465 and encodes 456 amino acids.
UCUAAACUUCACGCCUUGGGCCGACGAAGCGACCUUCUCUUUCCAGAGAUAAGCGAGAUCGCCGAGAGAGAGAGAAGCAAGGCGCGGACAUCGAAUGUUGCAGGAGGUGAAGAGGUCGGGCCUUCCGACCACGAGAUCUGCCGCAGGAUCACGUAGACGGCAGAUCCAGAAGACGUUCAACAACAUCAAAAUCACGAUCCUAUGCGGCUUCGUCACUAUACUUGUCCUCCGCGGCACCAUCGGGGUUGGAAACCUUGGCGGAGUAUCUGACGCUGACUCCGACCAGAGGGUCGUCGAGGACAUCGAGCGCAUCCUCCUCGAGAUCCGCUCCGAUUCCGAACCUGAUGAGGUUGGUGCUGCUCAAUUCUCCAUUGCCGCAGUUGUCAACAUCACAACCGUCGACAACAUCACUCUGGCUGGAGCUGAUGCAGCGGCCUAUGCCGCGGGUAAGAGCUACAAGCUAGGCCCUAAGGUCUCUGAUUGGGAUCAGCAGCGAGAGCAGUGGUUGACCGCGAAUCCUGGAUUUCCUAGUCGAAUAGCAGGCGGGAAGCCGAAGAUUUUGCUUGUUACGGGGUCACCGCCCAAUCCUUGUGAUAACCCUCUCGGUGACCAUUAUCUUCUCAAGGCCACCAAGAACAAGAUCGACUAUUGCCGUAUUCACGGGAUUGAGAUCAUCCACAACAUGGCUCACCUCGAUCGGGAGUUGGCUGGUUAUUGGGCCAAGCUCCCCCUGAUCCGUCGCUUGAUGCUUUCUCACCCGGAGGUUGAGUGGAUCUGGUGGAUGGACAGUGACGCGCUUUUCACCGACAUGGCCUUCGAGAUCCCGGUAAACAAAUACGAGGGCUAUAAUCUCGUCAUCCACGGCUACCCCGACCUUCUUUUUGACCAGCAUUCUUGGAUCGCCCUUAAUACAGGGAGUUUCCUUUUCCGGAAUUGCCAAUGGUCGCUAGAUUUGCUAGACACUUGGGCGCCUAUGGGCCCGAAGGGACCAGUUAGGGAUGAGGCUGGUCGGAUUCUUACUGCCAGUUUAAAAGGGCGGCCAGCAUUCGAGGCUGAUGACCAAUCGGCGCUCAUCUAUCUUCUUCUUUCUCAGCAGGAUACAUGGGGGGCUAAAGUUUUCAUAGAAAAUUCUUACUACUUACAUGGAUUCUGGGCUGGGCUGGUUGAUAAGUAUGAGGAGAUGAUGGAAAAGCAUCAUCCUGGUUUGGGUGAUGAAAGAUGGCCUUUUGUGACCCAUUUUGUAGGAUGCAAGCCCUGUGGUAGCUAUGGGGAUUAUCCAGUUGAGAGAUGCAUCAGCAGCAUGGAAAGGGCAUUCAAUUUCGCUGAUAAUCAGGUACUCAAGAUAUAUGGUUUUGCACAUAAAGCGCUGUCAAGUCCGAAGAUUAAGAGGAUCAGGAACGAGACAUCUACUCCUUUGGAGGCUAAGGAAAGCCUUAACCUCCAGGAUAAGAUAAAAACUGGAUGAGCUGGAGAGGAUGGUUUGAAGUUCAAUUUCAUUGCCAUUGGAGGUCAGUUCCAUGGUUUUGUUGUGUGAUAUGAGGAUUUACUUGUUGGAAUUUGUAAUUUAAGUUUCAGGACUUCACCUUUUUUUUUUUUCUUUUGAUA